GCUUAGCUGCCCCACAGGCAACACACAACAGAACAGCACAGCAGCAACAACACGCAGCGCAUUGCAAUCCCCGCUGAUGCUGCGACCGAGCAACACCUGCAGCUGGAGCUGGAAUUAGCCACAAAUAAAUUGCAUUAGCUAGCAGUUAGUCAAAGAGUCUCUCGUUGAAAACAUUGGAGCUCAGCAGGAAAAGCCGGCGUCAUCGCAUUGAUCAACACAAAAAUAUAUCUCUAUAAACAACAAGUUGAAAAAAGUCCUCUAAAAGAGAGAAAAAAGAAAGCAAGACACAGGGGAAGAGGGACAGUGAGCGGAGAGUCAGUGUGACCAGGUGACCAGGAGAGAGGGAGAGGCGUUUUCGCUGUGAGCAGCACAUAAACAAAUCGCCCAUUUGAAUGGAUCCCUGUGUUGGCUGGUUUCAGGAGGAACAGGAGGGACCAGCGUUGCGCACAUGGUUAAAGAUUUGGGAGACGAAUGCCCAGGAAAUGGGUGCACUUCUCGAGCAGCAGCUACAACAGAAUAACAACAAUAACAACAACGGCAGCAACAACAACGGCAGCAGCAACAACAGCAACAGCAACGCUGGUGGUCAACAGGUGGUGGGCACAAGCAAUACAAAUACUAGGCUGCUAAGCAACGGUCCUACAAUCAGCCUGCGUGAUCCCGACUCAUUACAAAUUCUUCUUCAGCAGUUUAACGGUACAGCGGCAUCGCGUCACGGCAACAAUACCAACAACACUAACGGAGGCAAGAGCUCAAGCAACACAUCUAUCGAUUCCACAUCGAACAACGACAAUAACUCCUCCUCGCCAGUGAGCAGCAGCAGCAACAGCAGCAGCAGCGGCGGCGGCGGCAACAGCAACGUCAACAAUACAGCAACAAGCAGCACAACAGGCAACGGGACAACGACAUCGGUAACAGCAACAGUUGCCGCUGCAACAGCAACUACCGCAGUGACGACAUCAUCAAAUACAGCAGUAGGAGCAGCAGCAACAGCUGCUGCAAACAGCACAACGACGCCGCCAGGUAGCGAUAGCAACAACAGUAGCAGCAGCAGCAGCAACAGUAGUAGCAAUAACAACAGCAACAACACGACCACCGGCAACAGCAACAACAGCGGCGUCGGCAGCGGCGCCUUCAACAAUUUCGUAGUGAAUCCCGCGUCCAAAAUGCCGCUGCAUGAGCGAGCCAACACCUAUUACAAUCCAUCGCGCAGGAAACGUGUGGUUGACAACAAAUCGAGCACACUCAAUUUGAAUAAGCACGCCGAAAUGAUUGCCAAAUACGGCGGUUGUCCGUGGCGAAAGCGCGACUUCAUCUACGGCGAGGGCAUCAUUGGACUGCACGAGGAGAUCGAGCAUUUCUAUCAGUAUGUGCUGCCCACGGCCUGCGAGCAUGCCAUACGCAAUGAGGUGGUCAAACGCAUCGAAAACGUUGUCCAUUCCAUCUGGCCCCAGGCGGUUGUCGAGAUAUUUGGCUCCUUUCGCACCGGCCUCUUUCUGCCCACCUCAGACAUUGAUCUCGUUGUGCUAGGCCUGUGGGAAAAGCUGCCGUUGCGCACACUGGAAUUCGAGCUUGUAUCGCGCGGCAUUGCCGAGGCGUGCACGGUCCGUGUGCUGGAUAAGGCAUCGGUGCCGAUCAUCAAGCUAACGGAUCGCGAGACACAAGUGAAGGUCGACAUAUCGUUCAAUAUGCAAUCGGGCGUACAGUCCGCGGAGCUGAUUAAGAAAUUCAAACGCGAUUAUCCGGUGCUGGGCAAACUGGUGUUGGUGCUCAAGCAGUUUCUGCUGCUACGUGAUCUCAACGAGGUGUUCACCGGCGGCAUCUCGUCGUACUCACUGAUCCUCAUGUGCAUCAGUUUCCUGCAAUUGCAUCCGCGCGGCAUCUUCCACGACAAAACGAAUUUGGGCGUGCUGCUGCUUGAAUUCUUUGAGCUGUAUGGCCGACGAUUUAAUUACAUUCGAAUUGGCAUCUCCAUUAAGAAUGGCGGCCGUUAUAUGGCCAAAGAUGAUCUGCAACGUGACAUGGUCGAUGGCCACAGGCCAUCGCUGUUAUGCAUCGAGGAUCCCCUAACGCCUGGCAAUGACAUCGGACGCAGCAGUUACGGUGCCCUCCAUGUCAAGCAGGCCUUCCAAUGCGCCUAUCGUGACCUUACCCGGGCCGUCAAUCCGCUCAAUCUUUGGGACACCGAUCCGAGUACCCAUUCCAUAUUAGGUCGGAUAAUACACAUCACCGAUGACGUCAUCGACUAUCGCGAAUGGAUACGCGAGAACUUUGAGCAUCUGGCUGUCGUGGAUGCAGCACCGCUGCCCGCCGCCGCCGCCGCAGCUGCCUACACAAAUGGCGGCGCCAAAUAUGUGAUCAUGCCCUCCGGUGCCGUUGUGCAUCAGAUAUAUCAUCCGCAUGCGGUGCUGCAGCCGCACGCCAUCGCCCAGCCAUAUCAUACGGCUGCAGCUGCAGCGGCAGCACAAGCGGCGGCACAACAAGCGGCGGCGGCGGCAGCGGUUGCUGCACAGCACCAACACCAGCAGCAGCAUCAACAGCCGCUGCAGCAGCAGCUACAGCCGCAGGCUCAAUCGCAGCUGGCCAUUGGCAAUUUGAAUCUGAGCGCAUUGCGUCAUCGGCGUGGCAGCACUUCAUCGGGCGAUGAUUCCGAGGACAGCAAAGAUUGUUGCGAUGCCGAUCGUGAGACGACAACGACGACGACGACGUCGGGGGGCAAUCAACAAAUUGUCGAGGUCAUUGACAUCACAUCGUCGCCCCCAAAUGGACUGGAGAAUGUGAACACAACAGCCAUUGUGCCCAUGCCCAUUGUGGUGGCCAACAGCAGCAGCAACAUCAGCAGUAGCAGUAGCAACAGCAGCACCAGCAACAACAACAACAACAUCAGUGUUGGGGGCGGCGGCAAUGGAAGCAGCAACAGCUCGUCCACGGGCUCGUCGCCAGACAUGGAUCACCACCACCACCACCACCAGCAGCAGCAACAACAACAACAACUUGGUGAACUUCCUCCCGCGGAUGCAGUGGACAACGAGGCGACAGCGGCACCGACGACGGCAACAACAGCAGCAGCAGCAACCACACCUACGGCCUACCACGUCAGCAGCAGCAGCAACUCAAGCAGCAGCAGCAGCAGAACCUAUGGCCAGCAUCAUCACCAGCAGCAGCAGCAACAACAGCAGCAGCAACAGCAGGGAGGAGGUCAACAGCGAAGUCACACCAAUUCCUAUUAUCGCCAGCAGUUCUAUGUGCCACCGCCAAUGCAACAGCAGCAACAGCAAUUGAACAAGUCCAUGUCCAAUCCACAGCAGCAGCAACAGCAGACCAACUACAAUGGCCAUCAUCAGCAACAGCAGCAACAACAGCGACCACAGCAUUUGCGGCUGUCGAGCAGCAAUAGUAGUAACAACAAUGCUGGCAACAGCAACAACAGUGGCGGAAGCUAUCACCAUCAUCAUCACCACCAUCAGCAACAACAGCAGCAGCAGCAGCAACAUCAUCACCAUCAGCAGCAGCAGCAGCAAAUGCAUCAUCAUCAGCAGCAGCAGCAACAGCGGCGACAUUAUCAACAGCAAUCAAGCUCAUCAGGCUCAUCAACGUCAUCGAAAGCGGUAGGUUCGCCCACAGUGUCAUCCACAACGUGCACAGCAGCAGCAGUAGCAGCAGCUGCAACGGCGGCAUCAUCGGCAACAUCGAGUAGCAACAGCCAUAGUAGCCACAACAACAGUAGUCACGGUAGUCACAGUCAUAGCCACAGUCAUAGUCAUAGCCAUAGCCAUAGCCGAUUGCCGUCAAUGCGCGAGACACUGGUUAGUUCACCCUCUUCAAUAUCAAUCAUUUCCAUAUCGUCUGAAUCCUCAGUUGGCAGCUCAAGCUCAUCCUCAUCCCGUUCAUCGCGUUCCGGCUCGGGCGGAGAGUCCACCGACUCGGCUGCCGGGCAAUUGGUCGCGUCUGACGAUCGCUGAAGAAUACAAUCUCAUGCAGUACCAGAGGCGUAAUGAUUGUUAAUUGAUGAGCGAUUCGUUUCGAUUUGAUUGCAAGCGAGAUUCGCACAGAAAGCCAGACCAGACCGAAAGGUUGAUUGGGAGUGAAAGAGAAGAAGAGCAAAGCAGAGAGAUAGCUAGCUAGCUAGUGAACAAGAAGAGAUGACAAAAGUAAGCAAUAAUAGGAGAUAGAAAAAGAGUCGUGUUUCAAUUUUAUUUAUUUGUACUCUUCCUUUUUAUAUGAAUCAAGAAUAUUACACGUAUACGAUUACUCAAGUUAUAUACACUGAGAAUGCACGUUAGGAACUUGGAAUAUCUUGUGAAACAUUUGCGUUUAGCGAGAAGGUAAUCACACAUAAUGAUGAUGAUAACUCGAUUCCUGGAAUCGCGUGUAUUCCUAUUUCAAACGAUUGUGCCAUUAUUGAUUUGUGGAAUACAUUAUCAGAAGAAUUACGUGAAGAUGAAACAAGAAUUCCCUUUUUCCCAAUUUGCUGCAUUAGCUCCCACCAAUCGUAACAACUAUAUCAACACACGUUUAGAAAUCCAUUUUAAAUUGCAAUGACACGCCAAGAAAAUCCGCUAGAAAGUUAUGAUAUCAUAUUUAAAUUGUUCAUUUUUUUUCGUAAUAUAUUUGAUUUCAAUUAGUAAAUUGCAGCAGUUUAUUAAAAUCUUGUAAUAUAUUUACGCUCGAUUGUAUAUACAAUGUAGAAUAUUAGCAUGACGACAACAUGAAAACGAUGGCACUUUCUGUCUCACUCUACUCUUUCUCUCUCUACUAAAGAAAGUAGUGCCCAUUAACAGGAGCAAGUUGUUGCUGUCUCGCUUGCGCCCACAUCCAUAAGCAUUAAGAUAUAUAAAUAUAGUAAUAAUUCGUACACUUUUCCCUACAAUUGCUAAUAGUUGGUCUAUUUCAUUUUGUUUCUAAAAUGAAUAUGAAAUAAAACUAAAACAGAAUCACAGCAGAGAUAAAAACUACAUCUAAAUACUAUUAAAAAUCUGAAAAGCAAAAAAAAAAUAUAUAUAUACAAAUAAGAAAAUACAUUGUAGUCAGCUAAGUUAUAAUGUGAGCGAAAUGUGAAGUACGAAGUUAAGUAUAUGAAAUAGUUAUAUUAAUAUAAUAUACAAUAUUUAAUUAGGGCAAACCACAAGUGAAACAAAAACACACACAUUAACACAAACACAUAACAAAGAGUUUGUAAAGAAAAUUGUAUAAUUCUAAGAUUGUAAGAUUGCACAUAGUUUUUUUUUUUCGUUUUUUUUCUAGAUGUUUAAACAAUGGAAUUCUAUUAACUAUUAUUAUAAACGAUUUAGUCUGCUGCUUAUAGUUUAAGUACAACACACAGAUACAUACAAUUAUAUAUACAUGCAUAUAUAUAUAUUAACAACAAAAAACUAAUAGUUGUAAAAAUUGAGCUAAAUUGCGUGCGCAAUUCUCACGCUAAUAUUAUUAAGUGAAAUUGCGCGGCAACAAAAAAGAAGCAUCAAAACACAGUUUGAAAAGAGUCAGAAAGGAAAUCCCCCAAAAUUCUCGAAAACGAAAAUAAUUGUAUAGGAGAAAAUAGUUUACACACAUUUUACACUCACACACACACACAAUUUUGUUUUUUAAUUGAUCAAAGUUUAGAGCAUUAUUAUUAAUAUUAAUAUAUACAUAUAUAUAUAUAUGUAUAUUUAUAUAUAUUCCCAUGGAUAAGCCUAGCUCUUAAUGUUUAACGAUAAGCUGCUUCUUUUAUUCGGGCCACAAAACUGUUUUAAUUAUUAUCCUAUCCUCAAUGAAAUAUCCCAAUACUACUUCUGUACUAUUACUAUUAUGAUUACCAUUUACCAUUACUAUUAUUAUGAUUAUACAUAUUAUUAUUAUUACGAUUAUAUUUAAAAACAAUGUGCACCUAAAAACCGACAGAAAAUAGCAACAAAAAAAAUCGAUUGUACAAACACAUUGUCGUCGUCUCCCCCUCAAGACGAUGAUGUGUUUAAAAGGCAAACAAAAAAAAACAAAAAAGAAACGAGAAACUAAAAAAAAAAAACAGAACCGACAAACCAAAAACAAAAACGGUGUAAAAUUAUUCAUUAUCACGUACAUAUAUACAUAUAUAUGUAUAUAUAUAUAUUUGUGUAUAUAUGCAAUUCCUGCCAUUUAUUAGUGUACAUACACGCAUACAUCUAUACGUAGUUAUAGAGAAACAUCUAUAUAAAUAUAUAUUUAUUUUCGUCUUAUGGCCUCCCCUAUCCACAAAUACUACCCCCCUUGUUCCACCCCAUCAUUCUCUACACUUUAACUUAAACGUACUGCCAUUUUGAGAGAGGUUUUUAAAACAAAAACAAAAGAAAAAAGAACUACAACAUUUAGACUUUGUACAUGUAUAACAUUUAGGCUGUUCUUCUUUCCAAUUUAAGUGACAAGAAACCAAAACAACAAAGAAAACAAAAAACUUAAGGAUUGUAUUAAGUAUAAGAGAAACGAAUUGUGUGCAUGCCCCACUUCCCCGCCCCACUUCCACAACACUUGCGUAUCGCCCACGCUCCACGUUCCUUUGGAAUCCUCUUAGCGCUCCAGCACAAUCAUUUCUUGAUAGUCUUUCGAUAGCAGCUGAAAGCUUUUGACUUUCACAGCUGCUUUGAAGCCCACCUUACACAUACACACACACUAACACACUUAUAGAGAGAGAGAGAGAGUCGCACGCACACAUACAUAACACACACAGACACACAUAUACUGAAUACAGCUGCAGACGGCGAAUGGUGAGAAAGAAAGUCGAAAGUGGAGAGAGAGAACGAGUAACAAAUAAGAAUUAUUAAAUUUAUGCACUCUGUUGAAUAUUUAUAUAUAUAAAUGUAGUUAAUAAAUAUGAACUAAUUAUAAUAAAUACGCAUACAAACAAAGUACAUUACACAUACACCUACAUACAUGUGUGUGUGCGUGCGCGGUAAAAAGUUAGGUUAGGUUUAAGCAUUAAGACUUUGACGAAAACACACGAUGCAAACAAUUUACUAAACAUAUUUAAAUAUACAUAUAGUAUAUGCCUGUGUAUGUGUAUGUUAAUAGCACUCACACACACACACACACACAACAGAGAGAAACACUCAGACGAUAGUUGAUGAUUAAUAUUUAAUAUUAGUGUUGAGGUUAUGUCGUAACUUUUUCAAUAUCCGAUCACUGUUUGCCUAGCCAAGUAAGCUGUAACUUGUAACGUGAAACUAAUUCAAAUAUGUUUUUUGUUUUCAUUUGAUAACCAAUGUUUUUUUUUUUGCUUUUUUAAUAUGUAUAUCGGUGUAUUUAUAUCGGCUAAAGCGAUUGUUGUUGUUUAGAAACCGAUCUAACGCGAACAUAAUGCAUAUGAGAUAUGAUAUAUAUAUAUAUUUAUUUAUGUAUAUGUAUGUCGAAACCUAUAUAGUUAUAUAUAUAUUUAAAUAUAUAAUGUAUGUACUAUAUGCAUAACGUAAACGUAACGUAAAGUAAAUCGUAAAUCAACUGAUGUAUAAUGUAUACUUAGCAAAUUCGAUGCGUAAGCCGGUCAAUAACGAUAAUGAUAACGAUAACUAUAAUGAUAUUGAUAUUUGAUGAAUGACGAAGAUGAUGAAAAGCCGUUGCCGAAGAUGCGCUGCAAAUGCAAACCGAGGCAACAGCUCCCAAUAAAUGCCGUGUCUCCCACGCACGCAAAAAACAAAA
Drosophila sulfurigaster albostrigata is the source of this 7650-nucleotide messenger RNA. RefSeq names its product non-canonical poly(A) RNA polymerase protein Trf4-1 (gene Trf4-1). The record is from RefSeq and is a predicted model, not a curated record. Gene Ontology annotation, cellular component: TRAMP complex; nucleolus. Gene Ontology annotation, biological process: RNA 3'-end processing. The coding region runs from base 393 to 3962 and encodes 1189 amino acids. NCBI's taxonomy places the organism in Eukaryota, Metazoa, Arthropoda, Insecta, Diptera, Drosophilidae. The transcript is spliced from 4 exons. Gene Ontology annotation, molecular function: mRNA binding; poly(A) RNA polymerase activity.